AUGGCAAGUAGUAAUCAACGUGGGAAAACGCGCAAAAAUGGUCCUAUGCAAGGAGAUUUUGGUGGUCAAUCCGUAGUAGGUAAUCAAGCGACUAUUUUACCACCACCAAUGGCUCAUAUUAUUGCAAAUGGAAGUGCCAGACAACAGUCUGCUCCUUUAGGCUAUCCUGCUGAUAAUGGUCAUAUGGUCGCACAGCCAUAUAAUCAACCAAGGCUGAAUAAUCCAGUAAUGCAGUAUGCGGCUGGCGAAGUUCAAAUUGAAACGCCAUCACAAGGAAACCCGCAAUUGACUACAAUUCAUCAUCGUUUUACUCAGCAAAAUCAAAAUUUUCAUACUUCCUCGACUCAGGUCAAUAAUUAUGCGAGUGCCACCCCUAUUGCUUACCACCAGUCGCAUAUUUAUGGUUCUAAUCUUUUCAGUGUUCCUUAUAUGCAGGCAUAUCCAACGCCUUAUUUUACACAAAUCAUGCAGAAUCAGUAUAAUCCGAAUUUUAUGAGUAGUCAGCAAGCCGAUUUUUUAACUCAACGUUAUACGCAACAACAGGUGCAUAUGGUGAAUCCAGCACCUGCAACGACAGCACACAUUCAGAAAGAGAAAAAAAUAUUAAGGAUCAUUGACCCAGAAACAAAGGUUGUUACAAAUGAAAAGGAAAUUACAGCUUCGAAGAGUGCUCAAUCGACCAAUGAACAACUUCGGAAAUCGGAUUCAGAUAAUCGAGAUAGUAAACCAGGAAUUACACCAUUACCUGCAAAAGAAAUCGGUUCCCAACAAUCUUCAAAUGUUUCCCAACAAUUUUCUUUGAAAGUUGCUCAAUCCAUUUUGGGUGAAUCAGCGGCUCCUUCUUCGUUAUCUGCUUCAGUGCCACCUCCAUCGGUCAGUGAACAAACAGUUUUAGCCAUCCCAAGGCCAUCAGUAUCUGCGCCACCAGUCAAUUCUCUUUCUACAGUUUCACAGAAAAAAGUAUCUCAGUCUUCGAGCGCUGGGCAAUUAGAAAAGAUUAAACAAAAUAAGGGCGUUUCAACUUCAACAAAGGACGAUGUUAUUCCUGGUAAAGAUGCAAUAAUUAAUAAACUUGCUGAUUCUUUUGCUGAAAUGGCAUUUGACGAAAAUCCUAAUAAGGAAGAAUUGGAGAAGGAUUCAGAACUGAUAGAACCACCUUCAGCUGCCGGUCGAGCUGUGGAAAUUGUGCUCGAAGAAACUGAGAAAGAAGAAGAAGAGAAUGAAAAAAAAGCAUCGACGAAAGUUCAAAAUGAACUUCUGCAAAAAAUAACUGAAGUGCGAGAAUCGGAUAUAUCUAUUCAAAAAAAAAUUUAUGGACGAUAUUUUUUAUUGCUUAUACGUGAUUUAUUUAAAAUAGCAAAACACGAUCAUUCACCUAUUUCUAAGACAGAACUUGAAGCCUUAGGUAUAGAUAUCGGCUCUGCGCCUGCAAUACCUAGUGAAAGACAACGGCGAUAUGAUGGAUCAUCUGCAAUGGCCACCAGAGGCUUUAUACCUGGCUGGGCUGCUGAUAAAAAUUCGAACAAGGCUAAACCGAGUGGGCCCGUCAGUCGACCAUCAAUUGAUCGUACUCGUGAACCAGUUGAAUUGCAUAAAGCUGAAAAUGCCUGGAAGCGUGGAGUUGACGCUGGCAAUCCCCUUCAGAAAAAGCUGAAGGUGAUUCGUGAACUUCUAAAUAAAAUUACUCCUUCAACAUUUAACAUACUCAGUCAAGAAUUUCUUAGUCAUCGUGUUACGGAUGAUUCAGAUUUUAUGGAUGGUGUCAUAGGUAUUAUAUUCGAAAAAGCUGUUGAAGAACCGAAAUUUUGCCCACUUUAUAGCGAUUUAUGUAAAAUACAAGUUUCGGAGGAAGCCAAAGACCGUUUUGAUGAAAAUGGUGAAAUUAUUAAAGGAUCGGCGGGAUUCCGCAGUGGAAUCCUAUCACGUUGUCAAUCCACAUUUGAAUCAAAGCGUGAAAACGAAGUAGCUACUAGAAAGAUUGCUAUCGAAGAAGAACCAGAUGAAGUAAAAAGGAAGGAGCUGAUGUUAGAAUUUCUGGAGAAUGAAGCCAAGGAACGUCGACGUAUGUUUGGAAAUAUUACUUUUAUGGGCCAGUUGUUCAGACAUGAUCUUAUUGUACCAAGAAUUCUUAAUUGGUGCAUCAUUCAUUUGUUGAAAAAUCACACCGAAUCGGAAAAUGGAGACGAAGAGAGUGUCGAAUGUGCUAUAAGAAUGAUUGAAACUGUUGGCCCGAAGGCUGAUCGUCUUCUAGCUGAAAAGCGACUUGCGGAGGCGCUGAAUUCUUCGACUUCUGGGGAAACUCAGAAAAAUGACGAAAAUUUAUUCGAUUCAUCGCUUUAUAUAGAUUUUCUUUGCAAUCAACAAAAUCAAUUUUCUAAUCGUCUUCGUUUUUUGACAAUGAAUCUUAUUGAAACAAGAAAAAACAAAUGGACCCCUCGAAGGACUGCUGAAGGACCGAAAACUAUUGAAGAGGUGCAUGAUGAUGCUCGUAGAGAAGAACUUCUGAAUAAAUACCAACGUGAACAGUAUGAAAAAAAACGCUACGAUGGAAGAUCUUCCUCAGAUAAGCGAAACCAGAUUCAAAAACCAAUGAUUAUAUCACGUCAAUCGCAGGAUGGGCGUUAUAUCAAUAAAGGAUCAGAUUCUAGUCGAGAUCAAAAAGCCAGAGCAGCUGGUGCUGCGAAUUUAGUGACUAGCACGAUUAGCAGAAAGAAUCAAUCCCUUAAUAGUGUUGGUUUACAAGACGUGGAUCAACCUCAAUCUUUUUGCGCUCGUCGGCCUCAUUUUUCAUGUGGUAGUGGUGGUGGUGGUCAACAAGCCGAUCGAACAAACGUGCAGGCUCGUGGUUUAGCAGGAGGGCUUCGUGGUGCCGGGCGUGGUGUAAUACCUACUCGGGAAAAUUCACGACCAAGAAGUCGUGAAUCAUCGGAAACACGAAAAUCUUCGAGGAAUGAUGAGCGCAUUUCUGUUUUUCCAAUAGCGCAGAAUAAAGAUUCACAGCGAUUCGGUGGUUAUGCGAACUCUGUAGCCGGUGGUUCUGCUGAAGAAGAAAGGCAGACGUGUGGUAAUACUAAUGAAAAUAAUGAGGCAAAUGAAAAACGCGGAUUUCAAGUACUUCAUGCUGAUUUACUGGAAUGUUUUAAGAAUAUUUUAUCUAUAGAAGAGGCAUUUAAUUCUGUGAAUGACGCAUGCACAUCGUACUCACCUCGGAAAGCUUUUAAAUGGAUAAUGCAAAUAGCUGUUGAAAAAAUUUCUGGUGUCGGGCAUCAGAGGCGUACGGGUCAAGUAAUAUGUAGAUCUUUGCAAAAGUCAGAUAUCAAAAAAGAUGCAUUACUAGGCAUAGCAGAUUUUUGCAAGUAUGCUGUGGAUAAUGAAUUAUGGUAUGAGUGCGGAAAGCUGUGGGAAAUGGUAGCCGAGAUAAUCUGUUGGUCUAUUAUGUGCGAUAUUGAGCAGUUCGGCGGAGCCAGAGCAUCUCUAAGAGAUUUUGAACUUGCGUUUAAAAACGCCAAUCGAGACUCCAGAGUUCCGGAUGCUUUAUUAAUUUCGGUCCUAAAACGACUGGCAGAAAUUGAAUACGAAAAAGACAAGCAAGUAUGUUCGUUAGGAAUGGCAUUCGAAGAAAUCAAGGAACUGCAUUCGGAAUCUUUGAUUGAGGCGUUAAAAUCAUGUAAAUUAUCGUUUGGAGGCAAAAAUCUCUUCGAGUUGCUCAAUUAA
Molecule: messenger RNA, 3714 nt
Organism: Dracunculus medinensis (Guinea worm)
Lineage: Eukaryota; Metazoa; Nematoda; Chromadorea; Rhabditida; Dracunculidae
Source: the annotation of a GenBank genome assembly